AUGCAGAGUGUGUUAGGCUAUACUGAAUGCAUUCCUAUCAAUGGAGAAGAUAUUCUGAAAGCGGUACCAAAAGGAGAACAUUGGCAAGAAAAUCUUGAUCAUUCGUGGAGUGAUGACGACGCAGAUUGGUCGGACGAUACAACAGAAUCUAUAUGCCAUCAAACAUCCCAUUCCAUGCACCAACCUCAAUCGUUAGAGACUCAUGGUAUCAACUACAACUACUGGCUCCCAAUGAAUUUAUUACGCCUCAUACCAUUCUUUGCUCCGAAUACACUAAUCUAUUCCAAAUUAAAAGAUUCUAGUGCGAUUUCUUCAAUUUUGACUGAGAACGACAGUAUUCGGGUGCAAUUAAUUCGAGCUACGGAGCCUCCUUUACAAGAUCCAAUGGAUUUAUCCGUCAAACGGCGACCACGGAAUCGACGAACGGCUUUGGCUCCAAUUGGGAGUAUUAGUGACGUCGAAGCGAUGCCUGGCCCCUCCCACUCUGUUGUGCUUGGGUUGACUAAAAUUCGAUUGACGCAGUUUCUUAGCACAAACGUGACGAAACUCGACUAUUUCGCAUCUAUGACAAUGACAGGAGAAAUGUUAAAUAUUAAUGGCAAAAUGGGCUUAGAACGCAUUCGCUACGUCGAUUCAAAGCUCCUUUCAUCAAGACACCGUUUACGAGUACACAAUGGGAUUUUCAUUCCAGAUGAAACAUUUAUUAGUGGUGAUGCCUUAACAUCCGAGUGGAUGGAUUUUUUCCGAGCUUCGACUUAUACAAAACGGUCUUCAUCGACAGUCAAUGAUAUGAAAAGCCUAACGAAUAUUGAGAUCAGUCCGUAUAACAAGGCUGAAAGUUUUCCAGAAUCUUCGCUACAUUCGAUACUCAAUAUUUCGUCAUCCAGAGCGUCGCUUCUGGAUGAAAAUGGAACAAUGGACGUGGAUUUAGAGUUAAUGAUUGAACAGGCCGAUUCAGAGCUACAAGAACAGCGUUUGCAAAAUAUGAACGCGAAUCUUAUAUCUCCUAGCAACACUCCCUCGGGCAAUGAGGAGAAUUAUCUGACGAAGCAACAGCUAUUCUGCGAUCAAAAUCAAUUUACUAAUUUGAGGGAUCCGUCAAUAAUCGUACCAUCCAAUGAUGAUUCUCCUUUUACACAACGCUCGAACUGUUCAAAUCUUGACGCUAGCGAUCCUUCAUCAAGAUCUUCAAUGGCAGCGACUCCACGAAACCGCAUGUCGCUCUGGUCGCUUGCGCUUUCUAUCAAAAAAGCGCACAACUUGCUAUCACGAGAGCGGUCGUGCUGUCGGUGGGAAUGCCACUAUACACUACUUCACCAGAGACGUUCGGCUUUGGAACGACAGCCAUUGAACUCCCAACUUUAUUCCGAGAGCGGUCAUCAGUCGAGAUCAUCAGAUGCUAUCUUGUCAAAUUUAAUUCCACAAGUGUCAUUCAGUUGUGCGCACAAAUUCUGGCUCUUCGGAACGACAAACAUGGUGCAAUCGUAUUUGCGUCAUAACUCGACGCUUAAACUUUACUUUCGUAACGAUAUGUACGCGUCAACGCGGACGCGAUCUGAAGGUGAAUUUUACGGGAGUUUCGAACUAUCAAAGCUGCUUCGGAGUCGAAAGAUUGACACAACGAUCGAUAUUUUUGCAGCACAAGACGAUUUAUUUAUCACUUCAAGAGAAGUAACACUUCCAGCUCCAUCGUUAUCACUAUCGAUUCAGCUCGCGCGAGUUCCUCUCGACAUUGAGGAAGUAUUUCAAGAGCAUCAAUUUAAAGAGAUUGGAAGUACAAGUGAAGGACUUCGAAUUCUCCGAAAAAUGCCUAUAAAUUGA
Messenger RNA from Plasmopara halstedii, 1821 nucleotides. RefSeq lists its product as uncharacterized. The record is from RefSeq and is a predicted model, not a curated record. Bases 1 to 1821 code for a protein of 606 amino acids. The transcript has 2 exons. Lineage: Eukaryota; Oomycota; Peronosporomycetes; Peronosporales; Peronosporaceae.